Cuscuta europaea is the source of this 5683-nucleotide messenger RNA. The record is from the annotation of a GenBank genome assembly. Lineage: Eukaryota; Viridiplantae; Streptophyta; Magnoliopsida; Solanales; Convolvulaceae.
CUGAGCCGAUCAAUAUAUACAUAUACGCGGAUAUAUACACAAAUUUUCAACCCUUCGUUUUAGCCAAAACCCAGAGCUUAAACACUUCUAAAACCUUCCCCUUCGUUAGAGGAAUCCAACGAAACAAGAACCGUUGAAAACGAACGUCGGAGUAGGGAGAAAUCGCUCGCCGGAGUUUCGUCGGGCUAACCUUCACGACGGCAAAAGGAGAAGAAGGAGGAGCUGCCGCCGACGCCAACCCAUCUCUGACCUUCACCGUCCGAGAAGGAGUGCUCCGCCGCCGCCUUCUCACGCAUCCGUCGAGUUCCCAAUCCAGACGCUACUAUGGAUGACAGCCGUGUGCUCCUUGCCGGUGGGAUCGGGAAGAGGAAGAAGAAGAUGAAGAGGAAUCCAAAAGUUGAUUCACCCACCACUGCUGCUCCUUAAUCCGAACCGGCACCGACCAUUCAGCAAUCGGAGCCUAUCCAGCAAUUCUCCGGUCAGGAUCAUUUUGACGCUAUGAUGAUCGAUGACCGCUUCGGUUCUGAUCAACUGCAUCAGGUCUCCCAACACUUCGACUCCGUUCAGGGGGAACCCUCGAACGUAUGUGGGACUCAUACCGACCAUAUUACUGGCCAGGUCGAGCGGAUCUCUUUAUCGGAUCCUGUUCACGAGGUGUUAGAAAGGACUGGUUCUACUGCGAGCCAGAUCUGGUCGACAUCCUCAUGGUUUAACAAUUUCUCCCUUCCCCAGUUGCCGGUCGAGCAAUCUGAAGAAUGCUUGGCCUUGACCGCUCUGAAGAUGGAUUUGUACACCCUGCAAAUGCGGGAAGCCCGCCUGGCCAAGGAACGGGAACUAAUUGUUGCUCAAUCUUCUGCUGAGCAAACCGCCGCUGCCGCCAUUACCUCCCUGGAAGCCGAACGGAAGGCUUUUGCGGAGGAAAAACAAAGGCUGGACGCUGAGCUUGGUACCCUUCGGGUCCAACUUGCUGCUUCCCAAGCAAAGGUCAUUGCUGCCGAGGCCGCACAGAUCAAGUUUGAGGAGAUGCCUUCCAGUAUCCCGGACAGCCCCUAUGAAGUGAAUGUGGACCUAUCCGCUGUCCGGGAAACAUUUAAAUCCUCUGAUGAAUUCUCCAUCAUCAAGGACGAUCACGCAAGGACCCAAAUCCCGUUCGCCUUUGGAGCGUACCUGGAGGGUUUUCCUAAAGGUGUUGGUCGGCUCUCGGCAGGGGUGGCUCUUUUGGACAAGGAUCCUGAGGCCAAGAAAUGGAAUGACUCCAUCGUUACAGAUCUUUAUGCCAAGAUCGGCCAGGUCCUGCUGCGUCCCUUCGUCGCUCAACUUCAAAACAAUCUUGGAAGGCCAGUUCAGGCUUCUGAUCUUCCCCAGGAUGACAUUAUACAAGCUCAAAUUGAGAAAUUUCAGCGAGGUCAGCAACGGGAAGCUGAUCGGGCUGCUGGGAGAGAGCCUGAACCCCCGUCUGAUGAUGACGAAGACGAAGAUGAAGAUGGAGAGGAAAUGGCCCCUAGCCAAUAAUCUAUAUGCUUACUUUUUAAUUAAUCAUUGUAAUUCUCCUUUCUCCAAGUAGCUUGUACUUCCCUGUCAGUAGAACCGAUGAAUACAGAUCUUUUUUAUUUUACACAAAACACCUCAUACUGUCUUUUUUGUGUUUAUUGAAUGUUUGCUCACCACUCGGGAUUCGGCCCGUUUUGUAGGACAAUCAAUUUUCUGACUUUAUUUUCUACUUAAUACUCCUAAUGUCGUUCGGGCAUUGGAGGGUUCUGAUAAUUUAUCAAGGAAAAAUUCCCUUCUUUCUGGGACUUAGCCAUUCGGGCUUCAGAUCAUUUUUUAGGACUUAGCACAUUCUGGUCUCAGAUAAUCUUUUACAACGUUAAUAACCGGUCGGGCUUCAGAUCAAUUCUUAGGACUUAGCCAUUUUCUUGGUUUUCUUCGUAUGUUGGUAGCCGUUCGGGUUUCAGAUCAAUUUUUAGGACUUGGCACAUUUGAUUUCAGAUAACCUUUUACGACGUUGAUAGUCGGUCGGGCUUCAGAUCAAUUUUUAGGACUUAGCCGUUUUCUUGGUUUUUCUAACCAGCAAGUCCCUGUGAUCUUUGCUAAUCCUCUGCAAGCCCGUAUGUCAUUCGGUAAUCGAUGAUCUAACUAGAUUUUAGCCAUUCCCCUGUGACCUUUACUGUUCCUCUGUAAGCCCGUUCGGGGUACGUGCACAAAAAUGAACCAUAAAUGCCCUAGAUUAAUCGUAACCAUUUAAUGCCACAUGUUGCUCAUGGAUUAGGGAUUUGUGCGGCACUUUCCCUAUUUAUAGAGAGGUGCUUCCCCUAAUUUCUCCUGUUGUUUUCUCACUUUUCUUUCGAGCUUUCUCUCUCUAGAAUUCCCAAGAUUCUCUUGCGUACUUUCAAGCCUUCUCUCUCUAGAAUUCCCAGAAUUUCUCCAGUGUUUUUAUGUAUUACCCCUCUAGCUCAGAAUCUGAAGAGAUGCCGUUGAUUCGCACAAGUAAAACAUCCGCUGGUAACAAAGCCGGAGGCUCUUCUUCCCAAACACCUAAACCCGCCAAUCCUCAGACAGGCAAACACACCGAACAGCCACAAGAUGAUGGAUGCCUAUCAGGUGAUGACGUCCAGGUCUAUAACAAGGGGAUGCCCGAGCGGCCACCCCGCAUUCCCCUACACUUCACUCGUAUCCGCAAACAAAAACAACGCCUCCCAGAAGAUAUCAAACGACAACUUAGCCAGUUAUUGCCCCCACCAAGGGAAUACUAUGCUGGAUUCAUUCGGGACCCGAUGAGGCACCGACCGGGGCACGUGCUAGUGCACCUCGACGCUCUGACUGCUGGGCUUCGCUUCCCUCUCCAUUUGUUCAUCGUGGAUUUCUUACGCCGGGUUGCUGUACUACCCGCUCAGUUCGUGCCCAACACCUACCGCAUUCUGACAGGCUUCAUCAUUCGGUGCCAUGAGUUGAGGAUCACUCCAAGCGUCGAUCUGUUCCUUCACCAUUACUGCUAUCAGCCUUACUGGACGACCGGGUACCUAAAGCUGGUAGCUCGUUCUGAUCGUCAGCUGUUCACAGAGAAUCUCACUCCGUCGGCUGAUUGGGAGGAGCGUUUCUUGUUUGUUCGGGUAGGUGAUUCUCUACCAUUUCUGGAUAGGUGGAACGCCUAUCCCGUUCGGGAUUCUCAGCCCAGGGUAGAUGCCGUUCUACGCUCCCAAGCUGAAUCUUUGCGGAUGGGAGGAACCCGAAGUCUUCGGAGUUUUGUCACUACCUCUAACAUGUUAUCUGCCGGAAUUGGUAAGCAUAGUAGGGUUCUAACCCGAUCGUCCUUCCUUCUCACAAUUCAGCUUUUCAUCUCUUAUUCCUCUUUUUUGUAGGUGUGAUAUCCCCCAUACCCGUCCGGCGAUCUAUCUCUUCUGCUACCCUGACGGCCUCUUCUGGUAAAGGCAAAGAGAAAAUGAUAGCCGAUCGUGCCUCUGCGGAGCAAAUUCGGAAGAAACGCAAGGGGAAUGAUGGUGAUCAACUGAUCCCGAUCGACCAUGUGGUUGACUUGACCGGGCCGGAGGCUGAACCCAAAAGAUCGGUGCCUGUCAAAACAUCAACUCCGGCUCUUUCUGAUGCACCGAUCGAUGAUCGGAUGUUUGUCGAAUUUUCAAACAUGGGGCCCAGAUCAGAAGGGAGGUAUCUGUUCGGGUUGAUGCCAUCUUCUAUGUGGUGUCACACUGCAAUCAAGGUUCCCCCGAGCUUCACGAACCUGACCCACUGGUCGGAUCUUUUCGAAGCAGGUCACCAGGAAGCACUCAAGGUACACCUCAUUCCGAUCCAUGCCUUUCUAUUCUUCAUGUUUUACCUUAUCUGACUUUUAUUGUAAUCUCGUUUUCAGGCCGGUGUAUACUAUCACAAGGCCUUUCUUGCGGCCGAGAAGGAAAUGAAGGCCCUGGCCAGCGAUCGGGAUGACAGCCAGGUCCUUCUUUCCGCCACUCGGAAGUUAGCGGCCGAUCUCCAAGAGCAGGCCAAGGAGGGUGAGAAGGCAAAAGCUGCUCUGGCUGAGAUGCAGGAGAAAUCCCGUUGUCGCGACCGGGAGAUUAAAGAACUCCGGGCCAAGGUGCGAGCUGCUGAAUCUGCUGGGAUCAAAUUUGAUAAAGUUGUUGGCGACCAUCUGCCCGAACCUUACACGGUCAACACUUCCCAGAUUGCUCAUCAAUCGAUAGUGGAUUUUCAACGGGGCAAGGGGCUGAACGUCGCUCUGGAGAACACGGCUCGGCAGUUCCUGGGUCCUCACCUUGGUCAAUUCUUACGUGAAAGCGAAGAUCCCAUCAAGGCAGGGAUCGAUCUCCUGGACAGCACCCCGGAAGGGAAAUCUUUCUUGGAUGACCUGACCGAGAAAACUGUGAAGCAAAGUCAGGACCUGCUUCUGGAUAGGAACCUUGACUUGAUCCUAGAGCAUUUCCCCAAGUCGUUUGAUCCUGACGAAUUAGGCUUUGACGACCUGUUCGGGAAUACAUAUGACCGUAUCAUGGAGAAAAGGUCCAAAGCAGCGCCUGGUGAUGCAGUGCAGGAAGGGAGCUCUCAACCUUCACCUUCCCCGAACGGCAAUCCUUCAAUAGCAUAGACUUGUAAUUUUUGCUUUUUUAUCCUUUGUUCUUCUUGUAUAUUCCGGCUAGUAAUGCCGAAGAAUAAACUAGACUUCUCUCUUUAUCUGUUGAUGUCUUUUUUCUAUUUUUCCUUUGAUUUUUCGUUCACAAACCUUUCUAUCUGGCCGAACAUCACUCGGCUCAUGUAUCUUAAUGUCUGACACCUUUCCCGAGCCCGUUUUGAUCCCUUUUCCGUUCGUGACGCACGGGUUCAAAACUCUUAGCCGAGGUGAAUUCCUCCAAGCCGUUUUUAUCGUGACCACAGGGUAAAACUCUCAGCUGGGACAGGGGCUCCCUCCAAACUGUUAACCCGUUCGUCAUUCGGUCAUCCGGAAUGAUCCCAUGUGUUAACAAGCUGAGGUGAGGCUAUCCCUUCACAAUUGUUCUGACACCUUUCCCAAGCCCGUUUUGAUCCCUUUUCCGUUCGUGAUGCACGGGUUCAAAACUCUUAGCUGAGGUGAAUUCCUCCAAGCCGUUUUGAUCGUGACCACAGGGUCAAACUCUCAGCUGGGACAGGGGCUCCCUCCAAACUGUUAACCCGUUCGUCAUUCGGUCAUCCAGAAUGAUUCCACGCGUUAACAAGCUGAGGUGAGACUAUCUCCCUUCCAAACCCAUAAUUCCGAUGCAUUCCAAACUAUUCUCUCUGGCUCGUAUCAUCCAUAUUAGGGGUCUGAGGUAACCCUUUUCGAACUGUAAGCAAGAUCACCGAAUUGGGUCAUUCCUUACUUAUAGCUAAAAGGGCGACUCGCUUCCGAAUCAAGUUCAUGACUGAGGCGAGCUUUUUCAAAACCAUAGUUCUGAUUCCCUGGGCGACAAUCAGUACCUUAUCCGAACGUCGCUCGGUUAAUCCAUAUCUUACAGUCUUGACACCAUCUCCAAGCAGUUUUGAUCCCUUUGCCCGUACGUAAUUACAGGGUCGACUUUGGCUAAGUUGACGACUCAGCUCCCUCCAAACUGUUAACUCGUUCGUCAUUCGGUCAUCCAGAAUGAUUCCACGCGUUAACAAGCUGAGGUGAGAAUCACUGUCCUCGAACUCCAGGCCAUUUUGAUCCCUUCAUCAAUGCGUA